This is a messenger RNA of Colletes gigas, 1872 nucleotides long. RefSeq names its product probable tubulin polyglutamylase ttll-15 (gene TTLL15). The coding region runs from base 336 to 1865 and encodes 509 amino acids. The record is from RefSeq and is a predicted model, not a curated record. NCBI's taxonomy places the organism in Eukaryota, Metazoa, Arthropoda, Insecta, Hymenoptera, Colletidae. Gene Ontology annotation, biological process: protein modification process. The transcript has 5 exons.
CACGAAUGUCAAUCACUGUGUGCUCUGUGCCUUUAUGGAGACACAAAAGCUCACAGACGCCACUCCGUCGGUGCCUAAGGUACUACAUUUCAUGGGCAGUUAAUUUGAAAAUAGGUGAAUGCAAACAAUUAUAAUGUUCGAUAAAGGAGGACACGGUAAACGAUCUAUGAAUAAGAACCGGUUCUCGUACGUACGCCCCACUUGAAGGACGAGCAACGUAGCGGGGAAAAUUACAACGGUACUUUCGUUGGUUGCAACUUUGCGUUUUAAACACAAAUGUACCGUGCUUCAUCGCAAGUACAUCGACAAAUGAUACUGGAAUCAUACGGUCAGUCAUGUCAGAGAAGAAGAAACAGGAAAAAGAAGACGAGAAAUGGGAUACCGAUCGUAUGGUCUACCCUAAAAUUAUGAGUUUGAAAGUGAAGGUGCUUUUGAAAAUUUUUCUAUAUUCAGUGGUGGGUCCAAUACUUUUGUACUGUUUGUUCUUUUCUUUUCUCCACUAUAAAGAAAGUUUAAUAACAGUACGUACAAAAGUGAUCGAGAUAGAAGAAAAGAGACCGUUAUAUUGGAUAUAUGCGAGAAAUAACGAUACCGGAUACUUGAAACACGUGCACGCCGUAUUGGAACGUCUAGGUUUUAAACGAAGCGACAAUGAUACAAAUUGGGACUUAUUGUGGGCGCACGAUUACCCGUUCAGAGCUUUAUCUUCUAGCUUGAGCAAAUUGGAAGCUCAUCGGCGUGUUAAUCAUUUUCCUGGUUGCGGAUACAUCACGAAUAAAGUAGACUUGUCGACGACGGAGGGUCUGUACAUACUUCCGGCGUUCAAAUUGCCAGAACAACGCCAAGAAUUCUCGCGAUACACUAACGACCAUCCCGAUAAGAUUUUCGUGGAGAAAUCUAACGAUCAUCGAGGUAUUAGAGUGAAAACUACGAGCAACAUAAACGUCACAGCGGAAGGGUCUUUCGUGCAAGAAUUUAUACAGCGACCGUUUCUCGUGGACGGUCACAAAUUUGAUAUUGGAAUAUACACCGUGAUCACGUCCAUCGAUCCUCUCAGAGUAUACGCGUACAAAGGCGACGUCCUGUUCAGAUUUUGCCCGAUCAAAUAUUAUCCUUUCGAUCCGGAUAUUUUGGACAAGUACGUGGUGGGCGACGAUUAUCUGCCAAUUUGGAACAUUCCAUCCCUGAAACAGUAUUACACUAAUUUGGGAUUCUCGAUGAAAGAUACGUUUGACGCGUACGUGAGGUCGCAGGGGAAAGAUCCCGAGAAGGUAUGGCGUUCUGCGUUCGAAGCAAUAAAGGAAAUCGCAUUGCUGAAGGAAAAUCACAUCAAAGAAGCGGCCAAGCGUUUCGGAAAUGGAAGGAAUUUCUUCGAAUUAGUUAGAAUAGAUUUUGCCCUGGACGAAGACUUGAACGUCUACACGAUGGAAGCAAAUAUGUCUCCGAAUUUGUCUUCUGCUCAUUAUCCGCCGAACCAAUUGCUUUACGAACAAGUUAUAUAUAACUUAUUCGCGUUGGUCGGCGUCGGACGAAGAAUCAAGAAGGAUUCCUUGAAAAUAAGUAGUAGGGUGGAGUUAGAAAUGAUGGUGGCUGAUAAAAAUUUGGUGGUGUUACCGGAACUCUGCGCGGAAUGUGAAGAUUGUUUCCGGAUAGAAUGUCAGCUUUGUAGCCCGUGUUUUACGGAUGAAACUAGACUCAUUUUGUCCCAAAGUUAUCUCGAACAUCAAAAUAAAAUGGACUUCCACAGAGUCUUUCCACCAGCUAUAACCAAAAAUAUGGUGUUAAUGCAUUAUACACUACGAAAUCAAUUAUUAGCGAGGUGGUUCCAAGGCAAAUGUGAGCUAGAUCACUCAUGGUGUUCAUAAAUAAAAU